AUGACCCCUGCCAGACCGCCCUCCCAGCCCCCGAAGGGCCUGCAUCAUUUCUUUGUGAUCGGCGAUUGGGGCGGCGUCAUCGACUGGUUCGAUCGUGAUGCGAAUUUUGUGCCCGGCGUGCUCUUCAACAUAACUUUUGAUUGUUGUCGACGCUACGCUAAGGCCACCCACCCAUACACAGUUGAGGUGAAAUCGCCAAAGACCGCGGACCACACGAAGAAGGUCUUCGCGUCCCAUCAUCGGAAGAAAGUGAACUCUUCCGACACUUGGGCGCAGUUCAACGUCAGCAGGUGGAUGUGCUACUACGCCAAGAAGUGGGAUCCUGAGUUUAUUGUCAACCUCGGGGACAAUUUCUACUGGGGUGGCCUCAACGUCCAAUGCGGUGCCCCGAUGGACCAAGUGCAGGAUCCAGGCUUUCAGUGGAGCAACAUCUACGAGGUGAUGUACUCCUGCGACGGCCUGGAAGGAAAGCAGUGGCUGGGGGUGCUUGGGAACCACGACUACGGUGGCUUCAUGUUCACCAAUGGCUGGGACCAGGUCAUUGCGUACACCUGGUCAACGCUGAAGUUUAGCACUGGCCGAUGGCUGCAGCCGGCCCUGUACUACAAAUGCCCAGUAAAGUUCAAUGAUUUUUCGAUGGACUUCUUCUUUGUCGACUCGAACCUUUUCGAUGCCAACGACUACCACGACACCAGCGGUCACAACAUUUGCGCAGGGACCCACAACUACCCGUCUGCGACUUGUGGACUCUCCGGCCCGGUGUCCACGGAGCAGUGCGCCGAUUGGUUCAAGAACCUCUGGGAUGCUGAGGUGAAGUGGCUUGAAGAGGGCCUGGGCUCGUCCACGGCAGAUUGGCAGAUUAUCGCCACUCACUUCCCACCUGAGCACGGCCUCGACCAGUGGCGGCGCCUGAGCAAGAGUUACGGUGUGGAUCUGCUCCUAACAGCCCAUCGCCACGUUCAGGAGGUGCACGUGGAUGACGAGGCCAAUAUCCUCCACCCCACGUCUUUCGUUGUCAGUGGCGGCGGCGGGGGCAUUACCUCGGAGGCUGUUCCUUCCGAGAAUGGUGAGGACGACCAGUACGGCUUCAUGGACUUCACCGUGUCCAAGCACGAGAUCAAGAUCACUGCAGUGUCCCACGGCGGGCAAGUCCGCAGCAUAAAGUGCCUGACACAGCGGCUGCCAGGCGACGACCACACACAGGAGCCCAGGAGUAGUUUCUGGCACCCACUGGAUCUGAGGGAUGUUGAGGGGAGCUCUUGUCGCACUCUGGUUGGUUGGCUACAAUAG
Molecule: messenger RNA, 1290 nt
Organism: Symbiodinium natans
Lineage: Eukaryota; Dinophyceae; Suessiales; Symbiodiniaceae
Source: the annotation of a GenBank genome assembly